Messenger RNA from Mercurialis annua (annual mercury), 1259 nucleotides. Its product is annotated as B3 domain-containing transcription factor VRN1-like. Lineage: Eukaryota; Viridiplantae; Streptophyta; Magnoliopsida; Malpighiales; Euphorbiaceae. The record is from RefSeq and is a predicted model, not a curated record. Bases 755 to 1171 code for a protein of 138 amino acids. Gene Ontology annotation, molecular function: DNA binding. The transcript is spliced from 3 exons.
AUUGGUGUUUAAUUUAUGUAAUCAGCUGCUAAACUAAAUUUAUUUAAGUUAAUAUCACUUCAAAUUUUUGUAAGUCUUCUCUUUAUGUUUAUGAUUCUAUUUAAUGAUUUUGAUGAUUAAAGCUAUUACUGAAAGAUGUAAGAAUUAGGAACGAGCUAUACCUCAAAUGGUAUAGGUGUGAAAUGGUAUAAACACUUAACUAUGAUGUUUUGUGGGGAUGAAGUCAAGACAGGACUGUCAAAAUUAGAUAACAGAAUGUAUUUCCAUCGACAUCGAAAUCGGAACGAUUCCGCGGGGUCUUAUUCGAUUCAAGAAGCUAUAUAAGAUACAAAUGUUGCAUUGAAACGCUGAAACACAAAAUGCUGGAAUCAUAAUUAUUUUUAAAUAAAGUUUAUGAACCCUUUAUAGUAUGUGAAUGUGUAACAUGUUCAUAAUUGAAUGCAGGUGAAGUUGAAGAUACAACAGAUAUGAUACCUGGAAGAAAAGAAGGAGCAAUCAAUGCCUGUAGAAAGUUCAGGACUAGAAAUCCUGCAAUUACUCAACAGCUGUAAGCAGCUCAGGUUAUGGUUCAGUUCACUUGCUGUUUCAGAUAAUCAGGACAAGACUUCUUUAUACUAGCUUUCCAUUUUUGGACUAAAAAGAUCAAUUAAACAUUUCCAUGGUCCAAGAAGUAAAAGAAGAGAGCUUUAAGGUACUAGUUUGUUCAAUAAAGAAGCAAACCAAACCCUGAAAGUAUCACUAACCAGCAAAAUCAAUGGCUACCAGGAAGAAACUGAGCUCUGCUCCAAGUCUACCUUUAUCUGCUACUUCUUCAGAAAACAGACCCUCCCCAGCUUUCUUCAAAGUAAUUCUUGAAGAAACUUUGCAGAACAAGAAAUUGAAGAUCCCGAACAAAUUUUAUCGCGAAAACUGCGAUGCAUUUGGGGAUGAAGUGAAUCUCAUUGUUCCAAAUGGGAGACUAUGGAAAGUAGGUUUAACAAAAUCAGAUGAUGCUGUUUAUUUCGAUCAGAAUUGGAACAAGUUCGUUGAACAGUACUCGAUUCAGCCGAAAGAGUUUCUAGUUUUUGAGUUCUUAGGUUUCUUCAGUUUUGGAGUUCACAUAUAUGAAUACUCUGGCUGUGAGGUUCACUAUCCUCCGACUAUGAAAAGAGCAGAACUUGGACACAACUAAUUGCCAUAUCAAUGCUGGUGAAGCUGAAGAAGCAAGAAAUGAAGAAAAGAAAGAGUCGAUGCUUGUAGCUAGUUUCCGUAGUAGAAUA